AUGCUGCGCCGCUCGUGGCUGCUGUUUUGCGUUCCGCCCCUCUCAGCCGUGUACGGGAGCAACUUCUCCGUCUCGGGCCGUGUCUGGCGUCGCAUUAGCGAGAAGAACGCGGAGGAGGGCUUUUCCAACGACCAGCGCUUCCUGCGCCUGGCGAUUGACUCCGGCGGCUGCCACGGCUACAAGUACAACUUCUCCCUCGAGGAGAACGCCGCGCUCGUGCCGGAGGAGGACGUUGUCGUCGCCGAGACGGAUGUGGCGCCCGCUGGCGCGGUGGACGGGAGCGGGGCGCAGCCGCCCCCCCGCGUCGUCGUCGACAAGCACUCGCUGGCAAAGCUGCAGGCGGCCGUGAUUGACUUUCACUCCGAACUCAAAGGGGCGGCCUUCGUGGUCGUCGGCAACGAGCUGGUAGACGAAUCCUGCGCCUGCGCCAUGUCCUUCUCGAUCAAAAAGAGACAGCCGCAACGCAGCUGA
This is a messenger RNA of Trypanosoma conorhini, 471 nucleotides long. RefSeq lists its product as uncharacterized. Gene Ontology annotation, molecular function: 2 iron, 2 sulfur cluster binding; 4 iron, 4 sulfur cluster binding; iron ion binding. Lineage: Eukaryota; Euglenozoa; Kinetoplastea; Trypanosomatida; Trypanosomatidae. The coding region runs from base 1 to 471 and encodes 156 amino acids. Gene Ontology annotation, cellular component: mitochondrion. The record is from RefSeq and is a predicted model, not a curated record. Gene Ontology annotation, biological process: iron-sulfur cluster assembly. The transcript has a single exon.